Molecule: messenger RNA, 785 nt
Organism: Tribolium castaneum (red flour beetle)
Lineage: Eukaryota; Metazoa; Arthropoda; Insecta; Coleoptera; Tenebrionidae
Exons: 3
Coding region: 1-621 (206 amino acids)
Biological process (GO): transcription by RNA polymerase II
Cellular component (GO): nucleus
Molecular function (GO): transcription coactivator activity
Source: RefSeq, a predicted model, not a curated record
AUGCCAAAAAAAUUCUCCACCGAAAAUACCAAAGCUGUGGCAGCACGCGAACGUAAAAAAGCUGCAAAAGACGCCGAAGUGGCCAAAAAACAGCAACAAUUAGAAGAAGCCUACUGGCAAGAUGACGACAAAUUAAUCAAAAAGAAGCAACAGAGAAAGGAGGAGCAAGAACGUAAAAGGGAGCAACAAUUAGCCAAAAAACAGGAAGCCAAGCAGCUCCUGGAACAGGAAAUGAGCUCUAUUAAAAAAGCCGGAAAGCCUGCGCCGCCACCCAAAGUGACACGAUCCCAAAUUUCGGACACCAUAGCCAAAAAAGAGCCAGAAAAGAAGGAAAAAGUUGUAACGCAUCUGGACGAACCCUUGCAGGAAAACAUCAACAGGCUCAAGAUUGAGGGGGAGGAGGCCAGGACUGUGGACGAGGCCAUUGGAAUAUUGAGCUCGAAACCGGAUGAUAUCGACAAGCACCCCGAGCGUCGGAUGAAGUCUGCAUUUACAGCGUACGAGACGAGACGUCUGGAGGAACUGAAGGCUGAAAACCCCACACUUCGCCUGUCCCAGUUGAAGCAAAUGAUAUUCAAAGAGUGGCAAAAAUCGCCGGAGAAUCCUCUGAAUAAACAAUAAUGUCGCAACCAAGUGAUCAUCAUCGUGAAUAUGCCGAAAUAAUUUCUUACGCACUAACCUACUUAUACUUGACGCUUUAUUGUUUUACCGGUUUUAUUAGACGAAUUGUUAUGAAGUCAGUGUAUUUUGUUGGUACCGUUAAUAGAUAAUUUAUGACACACAAA